Messenger RNA from Owenia fusiformis, 3961 nucleotides. The record is from the annotation of a GenBank genome assembly. NCBI's taxonomy places the organism in Eukaryota, Metazoa, Annelida, Polychaeta, Sabellida, Oweniidae.
UUUUAUUUGAAUCUUGGCGCCGGGGUGUGUUGUUUUCACUUUAGCUAUUGGCUGUACGUCAAUGACGAUCAUUAGGGCCAACGUUUAGGUUUAGGAAUGUCAGCAGUCGGUAUGUACAAUCUAAAGGGUGUGACAUUUGUCCUCAAUGGUACUACAUCUUGCUCGUUGUGACACGGCCUGUGCCGGUGACACAUCUCAGUCGUAGAUGUGUCAUUGUGUUUUAACAGUCUCAACAGUUUUGAGCAGUGGUUGACAUAUCAUAGAAGUGAGAGCUUCAUAGACCACUCAACUACUCCCAAUUAAACAAUUCCCAAUUUGAACAUUAUUUCAGGACUCUCGGAUCUUACUUUGCCAUGAAGAAUAUGACCGGUCCCCAAUUAAAGUGGGUCAAUCACAUGACGUCACUUUCGAGUACUUUGAUUGGCUGCAUUCUCAAAGGAGCCGACAUCAGAAGAACCACUUGCGUCAGUUUUAUCAGAUAAUUAAAGAUGGCUAACCGAAAAGCUAGCGAUGAAAGUCUGUUCCGUAUUCCCCCAUAUUACUAUCUCCAUGUACUGGACCAAAAUACCAAUGUUACAAGGCUCGAGAUUGGCCCAAAGACAUAUAUCCGACAGGAUAAUGAAAGGGUUGUAUUUGGGCCAGAGAAAAUGAUAGUGGUUCCUCCAAGACACUACACAGUCAUUGAGAACCCUAUCAGUAAAGACAAAGAUGGCAGGAUCGUUUUUGAUACAAGUGGACAGGCAAAGCUCCAGCAUGCCGAUCAAGAGAUUAGACUCGCCCAGGACCCAUUCCCGCUAUACCCUGGUGAAGUUCUGAAACAGGCUGUGUCCCCAUUGAAAGUUGUGAUCGCUAAUACGGCACUGCGAUUGCGCUCCAUCCUGGACUUUGAGGAUGAUGAAGGCAACAAACGAACUGCUGGUGAUGAAUGGUUAUUCGAGGGACCAGGGACAUAUAUUCCUCGUAAAGAGGUCAUGGUUGAAGAAACAAUUAGAGCUACUAUCGUUAAAUCUAACCAGGCUAUUAGACUACGGGCGAGAAAGGAAUGCGUAGACAGGUCAGGGGAAGACCGUGUAACUGGUGAGGAAUGGCUAUGGAAGAAAACAGGAGCCUACCUACCCGGAGCUUACGAGGAAGUAGUCGAUAUAAACGACGCAUAUGUACUCACAGAGAAGAAAGCAUUACACAUGAGAGCCAUCAAGACAUUCAAGGAUGACUUUGGCAUCGAGCGAAAGAAUGGAGAAGAGUGGCUGAUUAAGAUGUCUGACACAGAGACACACAUUCCAAAUGUGUAUGAAGAGGUGGUUGGAGUUGUGAAUAUUACUACUCUAAACAACAGGCAAUAUUGUGUCAUCUGCGAUCCAGUGGAUGACAAUGGUCGUCCACAACUAGGCAAAAAGAGAUUAGUCAAGGGUGAGAAAUCAUUCUUCCUCAUGCCAGGAGAAAGGCUAGAGAAAGGAAUACAAAACAUGUACAUUUUGGGAGAAGAUGAAGGCCUCAUUCUACGGGCUACAGAGGCAUUCACAGACAAGGAACAGGAAGAAACUGAUGAGCCAAAGAAGGUUGUUGGUAUCCCAGAAGAACCAAAUUAUCAUAAAGUUGACAGACAGCCAGGAGACAGAUGGAUGAUACGUGGCCCAAAGGAAUACGUACCAGUCGUCGAAGUAGAGGUUGUCACUAAACGUCAAACUAUCCCACUGGAUGAAAAUGAAGGAAUCUAUGUCAGAGACGUGAAAACUGGAAAGGUACGGGCAAUCACAGGUGAAACGUUCAUGUUGAACCAAGAUGAAGAAUUAUGGCCCAAGGAACUCCCUCCUGCAGUUGAGCAACUGUUGAUUUCUGGGAAAGACCCUCUUGCAGACCGCGGAGACAGAGCACCUGUUACUCAACAGAGGUACCAGGAAAAGUCAACGGCCUCAGUAACUGCAAGUGGAGUCCGUGACAAGACUAGAGUCGUGACGUUUAGAGUCCCCCACAAUGCAGCAGUGCAGGUCUACGAUUAUAAAGACAAAAAAGCAAGAGUUGUAUUUGGACCUGAGUUGGUUAUGUUGGGACCCGAUGAGCAGUUCACUCAGCUUUCUCUAUCUGGCGGCAAACCCAAGAAACCAAAUGUAAUCAAAUCUCUAUGUCUGCUACUGGGACCUGAUUUCUGCACAGAUAUCAUAGUUGUGGAAACAUCUGACCAUGCUAGACUAUCUCUUCAGCUGUCUUAUAACUGGCAUUUUGAGAUUAACGACAGAACCGACGCCAAAGAAGCCGCAAAGUUGUUCAGUGUCCCUGACUUUGUUGGUGAUGCUUGUAAGGCCAUUGCAUCCAGAGUGAGGGGAGCUGUGGCAUCAGUAGCAUUUGAUUUGUUCCAUAAGAACUCUGCUAAAAUCAUCAGAUCUUCAGUGUUCGGAUUUGACGAAAACCAGAAAGUGCGUAAUAAGUUUACAUUCCCCCAAAACCAGCUAAAUGUCACAAGUAUUGAUAUCCAAAGUGUCGAACCAGUGGACCAGCGAACUAGAGAUUCUCUUAUGAAGUCUGUACAGCUGGCUAUUGAAAUUACGACCAAUUCCCAAGAAGCUGCUGCCAGACACGAGGCUGAGCGACUUGAGCAAGAGGCCAAGGGUCGUCUAGAACGUCAAAAGAUCAGCGACGAGGCUGAAGCAGAAAAAGCCCGUAAGGAACUCCUACAACUCCAGGCUCACAGUGCUGCUGUUGAAAGUACUGGACAGGCCAAAGCAGAAGCUCAGUCCAGAGCUGAGGCUGCCAAGAUUGAGGGAGAGGCAGCUGUGGACCAGGCUAAGCUUAAGGCACAGGCCAUGAAGAUUGAAGCUGAAUCUGAAUUAGAGCGACUGACCAGGGCACGCGAAGCAGAGACUAAGUAUCUCUCAGAGCAGAACGACCUUGAGUUGACGAAAUCUCGUGAAGUUGCAGAAAUCGAGACUGGCAAGUUCAAGAAUAUGGUUAAUGCAAUUGGUUCUGAGACUAUUCGUGCUAUUGCUUGUGCUGGACCAGAAAUGCAGGUGAAACUUCUUGGAUCUCUGGGUCUAAAGUCAACACUGAUAACAGAUGGCACCACCCCUAUCAACCUGUUCAACACAGCAAAUGGACUCAUAGGUGGCGCUAUGAUGAAGCACCAGGGUGGCGUGGAAUCUGAUGAUGAAUAGGAAACAACAAUGGAGAAUGAAGAAUAUAUAAUGUAGCAUUCAUCUAUCACUCAGCUCAACAUACAAAGCUUUACAACUCCUUUGAAAAGUUGAAAUGACACUUUACCUAUCUCUUUUUUGAAAUAUACUGGGAUUUACUUUUGGUAUGAUCGUAACUUACGAUUCUGAGAAAAUCACUGUCUAUUUUAUGACGAACGAUUACUUGCGACCAAAUCGUAAAUUACGAUGGUUCCAAAAACGGACCCCUGUAGAAUAUUCAAACAAAUGUAUUUAUGGGUCUAUUUUACUCCAUUGCAUUACAGAAGUGUAGCUUGGUUAAAAGUUAUUGUUUCACAUUUACUUAUCGUAACUUUUGAUUGGUCAGUAUUUGUAUGGUGGAUCGAAUUGUGUUCGAUUUGCAGCAACAGCAGGGCAUGACAAACUUGUAGGCUACUCAUAUUUUGAGACAUUCAAAAUAUUUUGAGAAAAAAUGUAUAUUUUGGGAUGCUCAAAAUAUUUUGAUAAGCUCAAUUCAACUUUAAGAUAUCAUUAGAGAAUCAUAUUGUAAAGUGAAAUAUUUAGAUGUUCUAGUGAAUACUCAAGAAAAUGAUAGAUGUGUUAAAUCUAGCUAGCUUCAAGCCCCUGUGACCCCGUACUACACACCUACCACAAGUGGUGAAGUCCAGGAUGGUCCCAAAUACACUCGUAUUUCAGAAAUAAAUAUUGGUUCUCUUGAGGAAAACAUGUCAUAUUACAUACCAGUGGAUAGGGAGUUUACUUAUCUUUAAUUUGGUAUAUCAUGAGAAUAUCACCCAAUUUUUUUUUGGACCACC